Molecule: messenger RNA, 1056 nt
Organism: Saccostrea echinata
Lineage: Eukaryota; Metazoa; Mollusca; Bivalvia; Ostreida; Ostreidae
Product: multiple epidermal growth factor-like domains protein 10
Exons: 8
Coding region: 1-1056 (351 amino acids)
Molecular function (GO): scavenger receptor activity
Source: RefSeq, a predicted model, not a curated record
AUGUGGUUCAUCGUACUUGUUAUUGGUUGUACCCAUGGAUAUAUAAACAUAGCUUUAAAACAACCAACAAAUCAAUCGCAUGUAUAUGCUAGUAACAGAUAUCGCACAUCUACAUUCCAUUCAAACAAUGCUGUUGAUGGUCGGAAGACUGACCUCUCGGCCUUUGGAGGACAGUGUGCUGUAUCAGCUGAUGGACACCGAAACGCCACCUGGUGGGUUGACUUGACAUCUAUCCACAGCAUUCAUGAUAUAAGGAUUUAUUACAGGACGGACAAAGUCAAAUGGAAUGCUAAGAAUAAUUUUACAGGAAGAUUUCUAGGAUUUUAUGUGUAUAUAUCAAACACAACAAGCAUUGAAGAUGGUCACUUAUGUUUUCACGACACAAACUACACCAGAUCCACAAUACCAGCUGUCGUUAACUUAACCUGUCCUGUACAUGGGCAAUACGUCAUUUAUUUCAACAAAAGACCCCAGGAAUCAACAAAUGCACGUUACUUUUCUAGAGAUGCACACACUGAUUUGUGUGAAGUGGAAGUAUACGGUUGCAAUAGCGGUUUCUAUGGAUAUAAUUGUUCCUUAUCUUGUCCCAAUCCAACCUGCCGAUAUUGUGAUAUAAAAGAUGGUGUUUGUCAAGGAUGUAAGCCUGGGUACCAAGGUCAUCAAUGUGAACUACCCUGUAAUCGUUAUUACUAUGGUGAUGCUUGCAAGAAACGCUGUGCCUGUCCGGAGGGAACUUUUGGAAAUUACUGUAAACAGAAUUGUAGCGUCAACUGCGGCGUACCAAAAACUUGUAAUCGGACAACUGGAGAAUGUCAAGGAGGAUGUCAGCCGGGCUGGGAGGGACUUCAAUGCGAUCAGAGUUGUAGCUCGGACACAUACGGGUUUGACUGCUUAAACAACUGUAGCACAAGCUGUAUUAAUAAUACCUGUGACUCUGUCACUGGAUAUUGUCCAAAGGAGAAGUUCCCUAAUAUUCUGAAGCUGCGGUCUGAUAUCGGGUUAUUAAAACUGUCUGUGUCAGAGCUGUGUUUACAGAGAAGACGUCUUCUGUCAUAA